Messenger RNA from Dermacentor andersoni, 2030 nucleotides. Its product is annotated as serine/threonine-protein kinase RIO3. Gene Ontology annotation, molecular function: ATP binding; protein serine/threonine kinase activity. Gene Ontology annotation, biological process: protein phosphorylation. The record is from RefSeq and is a predicted model, not a curated record. Lineage: Eukaryota; Metazoa; Arthropoda; Arachnida; Ixodida; Ixodidae.
GUGAGCCUCCUUCCUCGAGGAGGCUUGCUGUGAAGUUAAGCGCUAAAGUGACCAAAAAUAAUUAAAUUCAUACAGUAAACGAAACUGAUCACCAAUACAAACUACAAGUUUAUAGCGAACAGAAAAAAAUAUCGUCAUUCGAAGGUAUCACUCUGAAAGACGGUGAGCCAAAUCGCAGCGACAGGGGAGACAUCGGCGACACCACGACAAUGGAAAGCGCAGAGGUACUCGUCCCUGUGCCUCCGACGGGACCAUUGGACGCGAGUAAACGCAGCUGUCCGUGGGGCAAAGCGUCCUCGACGCCACAACAGGACGUGUCUUUCGAGGACGUGAUGAGCGAACAGCUCGCCCGUACCUUGGAGAAGGAGGAGCUGGUGGCCGCAGCCCCGGGUAUUGAAGGCACGCCUGCCUUUCCUUGCAGCGACCACGCCACUGUGCCUUAUGCUGAGGAAGCAGUGGCCGUAGCUGCUGCUGCAGAGAUCUUCACGCCGGCAGAAGACUGCACCGAUGAUCAUGCUCUGGCACUGCUGCUGCAAGCUGAGUACGACCGUGAGCACGACACAGUGCUUGGUGUCGAGGAGAGAAAAUUCAAUGGCAAGAGCAAAGUGAUUGUGUCAUUUGACAACUACCGACGGGCACGGGAGCCAGUGCUGUCAGACUCAGAGGACGAAGAUGAGGAUGGCCUGGAUGGUGGCCUAGGCUCAGGUGGUGCUCGACACUGGGACUCGUUUGAGCGGGACCAAAAAACUGCGCAGGCUAUUGGCCGUUCUGGUGUGGCCCGUCAGCCCGGUGGAGGCUUCACCACCAAGCACGAUGCCACUCUCUGUGGGCGCCGAAAUGCCUGCCGGGUGAUGGAGCUGCCCCCUGGCAUCUCAACAGGGGACGGCGGAGGUUUUGACAUGCGGCUGUCAAACCACGUCUACAAUUCCCUCAAGGUGCACUCUGCCCAGGAGGGGCGUCGUGCUGCCCGGUUACAUGACAAGCGAGAGAAGGCCACCGCGGAGCAAUCGCUGGAUCCAAACACGCGACUGCUUCUCUACAAGCUGAUCAACAGGGAGAUCCUCGAUCAGGUGAACGGCUGCAUCAGCACAGGCAAGGAGUCCUGCGUCUUCCAUGCUGCUGGCGGAAAGAGUGAGGAAUUCGCAGUGCCUGUGGAGUGUGCGGUGAAGGUGUUCAAGACCACGCUGAACGAAUUCAAGAACCGGGAGCAGUACAUCCGCGAAGACUUUCGCUUUCGAGAUCGCUUCAACAAGCUGAACCCUCGGAAAGUUAUCCACCUCUGGGCUGAGAAGGAGAUGCACAACCUGAAGAAAAUUGAGCGAGCCGGUCUGCCCUGCCCCUCUGUGGUGAUCCUCAAGAAGCACCUGCUGGUGAUGUCCUUUGUGGGCGUGGACGGCGUGCCAGCCCCACAGCUUCGGGAGGCGGCACUCGUCGGCGAGCAGCUGGCAAGCGCCUACGCGCAGACGGUGCAGUUGGCUUGUGACCUGUAUGACCGCUGCCAGCUGGUGCAUGCCGACCUGAGCGAGUACAACCUGCUGUGGCACCAGGGCCGGGUAGUGCUCAUCGAUGUGAGCCAAGCCGUGGACCGAAUGCACCCUCAUGCCCUCGAGUUCCUAUUCAGAGACUGCACCAACGUGUCUAGGUUCUUCCAAAGACAGGGCUUGCCCGAUGUCCUGAGCCCCAAGGAUCUGUUCACGCAUGUCUGUGGCCUCAACCUGCCUGGCGAGGGUGCCGAGCUGCUCUCCCAGAUUCAGAAUUACGAAAAGAACGAGCAGCUGUUGACAAAGGAAAACCAGCGAAAAGCGGAUCUCUUCAACACACUUUUCGAGAAGUCAAUGGACAAGAGAUCAAGGAUAGGAAAUGAAUCUGGUGCCACGCCAGAAAGUGGAGAGCGAGAUAGUCGGGUGGUGCAGUCUGACUGACAGCCAAACCUGUGAUGCGCCCGUGGCCUUCUUUUUUUUCUUAGCAGAAUUUUAUCUCAAUGUCAGUCAUGACAAAUAAAAGUGUAAAUAAAAGUAGAUACAAGUGAG